Molecule: messenger RNA, 1701 nt
Organism: Monoraphidium neglectum
Lineage: Eukaryota; Viridiplantae; Chlorophyta; Chlorophyceae; Sphaeropleales; Selenastraceae
Exons: 12
Coding region: 1-1701 (566 amino acids)
Biological process (GO): mRNA catabolic process
Cellular component (GO): exosome (RNase complex); P-body
Molecular function (GO): 3'-5'-RNA exonuclease activity; RNA binding
Source: RefSeq, a predicted model, not a curated record
AUGGUGGGGGUGCUCCUGCCCCUCAACCCCUCCAAUGACACCUACGGGCAGCAGCAGCAGCAGCAGCAGCAGCAGCAGCAGCUGCAGCAGCAGCAGCAGCAGCAGCAGCUGGUGCCGCUCGACCCCCGGCUGCCGCGCUGCAUCGUGACCGCGGAGAGCCUGGCGGGGCUGCCAGAGGAGUUGAGGACCGAGGCCUUCCGCGAUGACGUCACCACCCGCACGUUUGUGACCGCCGCGCUGCAGCCAUGGCCCGAGAACCUGCAGACGCCGUUUGCGGCGGUCCGAAAGGGCCUCGGCCGCGCAGGCGACAUCGAGGGUGGCACGACGGCGCUGCUCGCGGCGAGCGCGAUCAGGACGGCCGACUUUGGUGAUGACGUCAUUGGGUGCCUCCCGCCGGUGCCGUGGCGGGUGACGGAGGCGGAUCUGGCAGCGCGGCGGGACCUCAGGUCCUGGCGCAUCUUCUCCAUAGAUCCCAUCACCGCGCGCGACCUGGACGACGCACUCUCAAUAGAGCGCGUCCCUCCGCCGGGCGGCGCCGACGGCGCGGGAGGCGCGGGCGGCGCGGGCGAAGCAGGCGGCGGCGGGGCCAGGUGGCGCGUGGGCGUGCACAUCGCUGACGUGGCGAGCUUUGUGCGGCCGGGGACGCCCCUCGAUGCGGAGGCGCUCGCGCGGGGCACCAGCACCUACCUGGUCCAGCGCGUCAUCCCCAUGCUGCCGCGGCUGCUGUGCGAGCAGCUCUGCAGCCUGAACCCCGGGGAGGAGCGCUUCGCGUUCUCCAUAGUGUGGGAGCUGGAUGAGGACGGCAACGUGCUGGAGGAGUGGGCGGGCAGGAGCGUCAUCCUUUCCCGCGCCAAGCUGGCAUACCCCAUGGUGCAGCAGAUGAUCGAGGGCUGCUUCGACCCCACGCGCUGGCAGGUCGCGCUGCACGGCGGCGCCACCUGGCAGGAGGUCGAGGCCGACAGCCUGGCCCUCCAUGCGAUUGCGCGCCGCCUGCGCGCGCGGCGCUUCGGCAACGGGGCCCUGCGGCUUGACAACACGCGGCUCUACUUCACCCUGGACGCAGAGGGCCAGCCUGUUGCGGGCGCGCCCUACGUUCAACAGGAGGCCAACCAGCUGGUGGAGGAAUUCAUGCUGCUGGCCAACAUGAGGGUGGCCGGCCUCAUCAGCAGCGCGUGCCACCCCACCCCCAACGAGCGGAAGAUGAAGGAGCUUGAGCUGGCGGCGCAGGAGCUGGGGGUUGAGCUGGACAUAUCAUCCGCAGGUGCCCUGCAGCGCUCGCUGGCGCGGCUGCGCGCCGCCACCGACGACGCCGGCACCGCCGAGGUGGUCACCCUCCUGGCCACGAAGCCGAUGCAGCUGGCGCAGUACUUCUGUACCGCAGGGCGCGACAGGGCGGCGCGCUACCCUGAUGUCCUGGUGCACCGCUUGCUGGCCGCGGCCCUCGACCUGCAGUCCGGCGCCGCGCCCUCGCCCACCGCCGCGCUGCUGGCGCAGGGGCUGCCGGACGGGACCGAGAUGCAGCGGAUGGCGGACCACGCCAACGACACGCGCAAGGCGGCCCGGGACGUGCAGGAUGGCAGCCUAAAGCUGUUUUUGGCCGUCAUGCUCAAGGCCGCCCCCACGGUGUCAGAGGCCGUCGUCACGGGCGCGGGUGGCGGCAGGUUCUUCACGGUAUACCUACCAGAGUUUGGCACAGAGUGA